UGUUUCUCCCUCCUCCCUCCCUCCCAACCCCAGUGAUGGCUCUCCAACCGUAGUUUUCUAUUCAUCAAUCUCUCUCUCUCUGAUCUCACCUCCAUUUCUAGGGUUACUGAUUCUCGAUCUACAAUCACCACUAGCUUAAUUUUACAGUUUCCGAAGAAAAAAUGCCUCUCAGACUAGAUAUUAAGAAAAAACUAGCUCAGAGAUCUGAAAGAGUAAAGUCUGUUGAUCUGCAUCCUAGUGAACCAUGGAUUCUGGCGAGUCUUUAUUCAGGAAGUGUCUGUAUCUGGAACUACCAGUCACAGACAAUGGUAAAAUCUUUCGAGGUUACCGAGUUACCAGUUCGAUCUUCUAAAUUUAUUGCACGUAAGCAAUGGGUUGUUGCUGGGGCUGAUGACAUGUACAUUCGUGUUUACAAUUAUAACACAAUGGAUAAAGUUAAGGUGUUUGAAGCACACACUGACUACAUUAGGUGCGUGGCCGUCCACCCAACACUUCCAUAUGUGAUAUCAUCAUCUGAUGACAUGCUCAUAAAGCUCUGGGACUGGGAGAAAGGUUGGAUGUGCACUCAGAUUUUUGAGGGGCACUCACACUAUGUGAUGCAAGUAACAUUUAAUCCAAAAGACACCAACACUUUUGCAAGUGCCUCCCUUGACCGCACAAUAAAGAUUUGGAAUCUUGGCUCUCCUGAUCCAAAUUUUACACUGGAUGCACAUUUGAAAGGGGUAAAUUGUGUUGAAUAUUUCACUGGCGGUGAUAAACCGUAUCUGAUUACUGGCUCUGAUGAUCAAACUGCAAAGGUGUGGGAUUACCAAACAAAAAGUUGUGUCCAGACACUAGAAGGUCAUACUCACAAUGUUUCGGCCGUUUCCUUCCAUCCGGAACUUCCCAUAAUUAUUACAGGGUCCGAGGAUGGGACGGUCCGGAUAUGGCAUGCGACCACUUAUAGGCUUGAGAACACAUUGAACUAUGGUUUUGAGCGAGUUUGGGCCGUUGGGUGUAUGAAAGAUUCACGGAGAAUUGUAAUCGGAUAUGAUGAAGGCACCAUUAUGAUAAAGAUCGGAAAAGAAGUACCAGUUGCAAGUAUGGACAGUAGCGGGAAGAUCAUAUGGGCUAAGCAUAAUGAAAUUCAAACAGUGAACAUUAAAAGUGUUGGAGCAGAUGUUGAGGUCACUGAUGGAGAAAGAUUGCCUCUGGCUGUAAAAGAGUUGGGAACAUGUGAUCUUUACCCCCAAAGCUUAAAGCACAACCCAAACGGGAGGUUUGUUGUUGUCUGCGGGGAUGGAGAGUAUAUUAUAUAUACAGCUUUAGCAUGGAGAAAUAGAUCUUUUGGCUCUGCAUUGGAAAUUGCCUGGUCACUAGAUGGCGAGUAUUGUGUCAGAGAAAGUACAUCAAGGAUUAAGAUCUUCAGUAAAACUUUUCAGGAAAAGAAAAGUAUUCGACCAACAUUUUCUGCUGAGCGUAUUUUUGGGGGAACUUUGCUGGCGAUGUGCUCAAAUGACUUUAUCUGCUUUUAUGAUUGGGCUGAAUGCAGGUUAAUUCGCCGGAUUGAUGUCAAUGUCAAAAACGUCUACUGGGCUGAUAGUGGUGACUUGGUGGCAAUUGCUAGUGAUGCUUCGUUCUACAUCCUCAAGUACAAUAGAGAUAUUGUAUCUUCAUAUUUGGAUGGUGGAAAACCAACUGAUGAUCAGGGUGUUGAAGAUGCUUUUGAGCUUCUCCACGAAACAAAUGAACGGGUCAGAACAGGAUUAUGGGUUGGGGAUUGUUUUAUAUACAGUAACUCUACUUGGAGACUUAACUACUGUGUUGGUGGCGAGGUAACUACCAUGUUCCACCUGGAUCGUCCUAUGUAUUUGCUGGGUUAUCUUGCAAGUCACAGUCGGGUUUAUCUCAUAGACAAACAGUUCAAUGUUAUUGGAUAUACCCUACUUCUCAGUUUGAUUGAGUACAAGACUCUUGUGAUGCGUGGAGAUCUGGAACGGGCCAGUCAAAUUCUACCUUCUAUUCCCAAGGAGCAUCAUAAUAGUGUGGCUCAUUUCUUGGAAUCUCGUGGUAUGCUAGAGGAUGCGCUGGAAGUAGCUACUGAUCCAAAUUACAGAUUUGAUUUAGCUAUUCAGCUUGGAAAACUAGAUGUUGCAAAGGCCAUUGCUGUUGAAGUAAAGAGUGAAUCAAAAUGGAAACAAUUGGGAGAAUUAGCUAUGUCCUCCGGAAAGUUGGAAAUGGCUGAGGAAUGUUUGCAGUAUGCCAUGGAUUUGAGUGGUUUGUUGCUUUUAUAUUCUUCUCUUGGAGACUCAAAGGGAAUAACAGAACUUGCAUCACUUGCUAAAGAGCAAGGGAAGAACAAUGUAGCAUUUCUUUGCCUAUUUAUGCUUGGUAAAUUAGAAGAGUGUCUCCAGUUAUUGGUCGACAGUCACCGUAUACCUGAGGCUGCGUUGAUGGCGCGAUCAUAUCUUCCUAGCAAGGUUUCAGAGAUAGUAGCACUUUGGAGAAAAGAUCUGAAUAAGAUUAACCUAAAAGCUGCAGAGUCCUUGGCUGAUCCCGAGGAAUACUCUAACUUGUUCGAGGAUUGGCAAAUAGCCUUGUCCGUUGAAACCAAAGUUGCAGAGAAAAGGGGUUCUUAUCCUCCUGCCGUAGAAUACGUAAGUUAUUCUGAAAGAACAAAUGUCAACCUUGUGGAAUCAUUUAAAAAUAUGCAACUGGAAGAAGGAGAAGAAGAAGAAGAAGAAGAGGCACUGCAAGAAAACGGAGAUGUGGAUCAUGAGGAGGCGAAGGAGAACGGAGCAGAAGGACAAGAAGAGAAUGGAGAAAAUGGAGAAGAAGAGGGACAAGAAGACGCUGUUGAAGUGGAUGCCGAUUCUAUUGAUGGUGCUGUGCUAGUCAGUGGUAAAGAGGCUGAAGAAGAGUGGGAUCCGAAUAACGACGGAACACUUUCAGCCUAAAAGUAGAAGCAAUUGAAAGGGAAAGAGUGUCGCGGCCAAAUUUUGUUUUUGGUUAGCUGCUGAGUAACCUUGCUGCUCAUAGUUAUGAGAUGUAACAUUCUAAGAACAACAUAUAUAUAUAUAUAUAUAGCCGAUUCAGCCUGUUUUUUCCAUUUUUCAUUUUCUUAUAGCUUUUUCUUUUUCUGUCUUCCAUAUUUUUGUUGUAAACAGAUUGGUUGUGUGUAUUAAAUCAAUAGGUGGAGAACAACACAUUCAAACCCAUCUACUGUUUUUUCAUAUGGAAACCCAUGUAGUGAUUGAGGGUUGGGGUCCUGAUCAUUUUACUCAAAUACUUGAUCCUUCUACUCAAAUAGAAAAAUAAAUAUAAAUUUCUUUUGC
Molecule: messenger RNA, 3314 nt
Organism: Papaver somniferum (opium poppy)
Lineage: Eukaryota; Viridiplantae; Streptophyta; Magnoliopsida; Ranunculales; Papaveraceae
Product: coatomer subunit beta'-1-like
Exons: 24
Coding region: 162-2936 (924 amino acids)
Biological process (GO): retrograde vesicle-mediated transport, Golgi to endoplasmic reticulum; intra-Golgi vesicle-mediated transport; endoplasmic reticulum to Golgi vesicle-mediated transport
Cellular component (GO): COPI vesicle coat
Molecular function (GO): protein binding; structural molecule activity
Source: RefSeq, a predicted model, not a curated record